AUGGCGCUGAGGCAGUCUUGCAAGCUGUCAACGAGUGUAUGCUCGCAGCGACGUGCCGGGUCCCGCUUUCUCACCUGUCAAGCGGUGUCGCUCACGUUGGAGCUGCUGGCUGGCCUGCUCUGCUACCGCACAAGGCCCCAGAUUGUCUUCUCAACGGUUGCCAAGUGCGUCACCUGCCUGGAAGCAUUCCCUGAGCCCGAGAGGCAACUUCCGUGGUACUCCAAGGCACGAAGGAUGGUGAUGUACCUCCUCCACCAGGUGACGGUCAUGUCGGUGCAGCUGCGGCAGGUUAGCUUCUUGACCAAGCAGCUGGAGCAGGAUUUGCCAGAGCGGUAUGCAGCGAAUCCGCUGGCAGAAUCCACAGAAGUCGCACAAGUCCAGAAACUCUUGCUGGAUCAGGCUAUCGAGUUGGCACUACUUGGCGGCCAACAGUGGCAGUAUGCGGAAAAGAAAGCUACAGACUCCUCAGACAAGGACGUGCUGCUCAAGUUGCUGAAGGACCUUUCCGAGAAGAGCUACGUGUCCCUGGCGAAGGAAGCAUCUGCUCUUGCUCUGCGAGAGGAGCCGGAGAGGCCCUUGUUUGCUUUGUCGCUGCUGCGGUCCGUGGCCUCGCGAGGGGACCCGCAGGAGCUGUCAGACAGUCUUUCAACCGUCCUCUCGAAGCACCGCUGCUGCCAGGCAUUGGACGACCGGCUGAGCAAACGUCAGGAGGAAUACAAGAAGUAUGGGUUCUUACUGCGAGCGUUGCCCCCUUCACGGUUAAGCUUUCCCGAAGAGGUGGAGGAGGAAGAAGCGCCUGCCGCUGCUCCAGUCGACGAUGAGGCCACGCUGAAACCCGCUGAGGAUGAGCCUCCGGAGGUGCCCCCACUCCGGCUGGAAGAGAUACUGGACAGUGAGUUCUUGUCGCAGCUGGAACUGAGCCAUGCCGCGGCUCUCAUGCAAGAACUGUCUGGCAUCCAGCGGAAGCGUCAUGACAUCUCGAGGUUCAGGUUCUUCGAUCUCCAGCAGGUGGCGGUGCCUCUGCUGUCUCCAGAUGGCGCCACGUUAGGCGUCUACGAAGAAAUCGAGGAGCCUCCACCGGUGGAUGAAGCGGAGACGGGAGCAGAAGAAAUAGAGCUGACCGACUGGCAGAAAGAGGAGGCUGCUGAAAAGGAGGCGCAAACUCGGUCCUUCUCUGUUCUUCAGGAUCUCCUGAGAGCCUUGGCACGUGCAGCUGGCUAUGCCGCUGCACGGAACGCAGAUCAGCUGCUUCUGGCUUCCUUGGCGACGGCUCUGAAUGCACUCCUUCUUGUCGCGCCAGCUCCUGAAGCUUGUGUCCCAAUGGGCCCAAAGUCGAAUCCGAUGGACAUCGAUCCUGACCACCACGUAGGAGCCGAGGAAGCUGCGCCGGAGGAUGCCAAGGAGGCAGAGCAAGCCGAGGAGCCGGCGACAGAUGUGUGGUUGAGCCUUGCAGUCAUGGCGGAGCUUGCGGUGAAUGCCAUGCUGCGACUGAAGGGCAAGUGGGCUGCAGCAGAUCCGAUGAAAGCGGGCCAGGAUAGCCUGGCAAUCCAGAAAAAGCUUGACGAGUUGGUUGAGGAGGACAGGGCUGCCAUGGUGGCCAAGAUUGCUGUCAAAGAGCUGCAGGAUGUGGACGAAGAGCUACACGAUGUGUGGUUUGAGAAAGUGCCAGAGUUGGACAUUGCAAGCGUAGCCAAGCUGGUGGCAUUUUCCGUGCUCUGCCUUUAUCAUAUGAGGAGGUGGAGCAACAUCAUCGUUCUCUGUCGCGGCUUCAAUGAUGCCACCUGCUCGGUGUACGCGACAACAUUCCUGCCGCUCAUGAUUGGAGCGCAGAAAGAGAUCUGCAACUUGUCCAGUCGGGCUCUUGCGAAUUCUCAGCGCUAUUUAGCGGAGUCGAAGGCAACUUUCGAGGUGGAGCAGAAGAAGUUGCCUCGAAAGCUGCUACGCCAGCUGGCGCUUCAGGGCGAACUCAGUCAACCCGAGCAGCUCUUCCGAAAGAGGGCGGAGUACUACGAUGCGUUCACGAAGCGGCAGAAGAAGCUGCACGGAUCAUGGUCGUCCCUGCUCAAAGCUCUCGAGGACUCGCAUAACCUGGCAUCCCGUGCUGUGCCUGCAGCCAUGGAGCAGCUUCGGAGGAGUCGCUUGCUCCUCGCAGACUUCUUGCAGGAUCGGGAGGCGUUCAGUCUGGCUGUUCAGCGAGGGCAGCUAGUUGACGGCGAAAAGGAGAUGAAAGAGAGGCCGCUCAGGCUCGCAGCUUCGGCAUUGGUGUCCUCCUACCGCAAGGCAGUGGAGCUGCUCCGCAAGCGGCAGAUGAACGACCAGGUGGUUCAGGCGCUUCAUGAACUGGGGAACUUGCUCUGGCUCGAGGGCGACUCAAGCGGCGCCCGGGAUGCUUGGAGCGACGCAGUGGACACGGUCUUCCAGUUCCCCUUCGCCAUCAGAAACUGGAGCAAGUGCAUCGAAGCCAGUCUCAAUCCGCCUCAGGAUUGUGCUCGGGUGGAGAUCCUCCUCCUCACGGUCGUCAUUCUCUCGAAGCAUGCCCGGCUUACAAAGCCCAAGGAUGUGACAGCUCACCUCAAUGCCGCGCUCUUCGCCUCCAACAUCAUCGAGGCCAUCCUUACAACGGCAUUGCCAAAUCCACCGCGGCGAGAUCAGUAUGCACUUGGCAGGCAUCGCUUGCGCGAGAUUUUCUUUGGUCUCCGUGAGACCAGGAUGAUACUUCCGCCGAGCAGUGUCCAUGGUGGUGUCGAUGGCGCAAACUUCCUUGGUGCGCUGGACUUCUUCCAAAACACACUUCUGGUGACGGACUACCAACCUGCACGCUGCCUGCCUAUUUGCACGCUGUACAACUACCUCGCCACUGACGUGUUCAGGAACAUGGCACUUGCAAUGAAGGGACGGCUGAUGGCGGCUCAAGCGCUGAUCCGCUGCUGUUCUCUGACAGAGGCAUGGCUGGCUCUACAUGCCGUGUCACGUGGCUAUGACAAGCCACGGGGUCUCAUUGCCAGCGAGGCCUUGGACAUUGCGGUUGCCGAAGCUCAGGAGAUAACGGCCGCGCAGCCAUUCCGGUGCUUCGAGGAGCCUUCCUCUGCUUCCAACGUCCAGGCUAUCAAUCAGCUGAUGGAGCUGACUCUGACGCCGGUGGGAGCCGGAGCAGCGGAUCCCGAGGCUACGACGCCAUCCGGAACCGCGGCGUACAAUCUCCGCCUCUUCAAGCAUCUCAAGGCAGAGUUUCUCGUCACUGUGUGCUCUUACCAGCGAGUCUUCCCCAAACUCAAUGAACCGCAGGAGAAGGACCGCACGGCCCUGCUUGACAAAGCAGAUGCACUGCUGGUGGAGAUCUGGAAGGAAAUCACAGGAAACGACGACGACAGAGAAGCCUGGUCAACCGCAAGCCGCGCCUCCCGCGAGUCUGGCGGGGAGGAGCCGACCUUCUUGGAGCCCGUGAGGCCGCUUUCGGAAGAAGAAGGGGAACUCUGCGCGGAAGUACGCCUCAUGCGAGCAAAGGUGCAAGAAGGCAAGGGUGACCUUGGCAAGGCGAUCCAGGAGGUGUUAUAUGGAAUGGAGUUUCUUCGGCGACUCGCCGCAUCCGGAACAAAAUCUAGCCAGGACUGCAACCUCGGAGCCGCAAGCUCCAGCAGGCUGAGGGCCCAUCCCGGCUCCAAGUGCUGGAUGCGCCUUCGAUCCUACAUGGCAAACCUGUUGGUGAGUCAGGGCCGACUCAAGGCGGCCGCAGCCCACAUUCAGCAGGGCCUGGAGGAGAGCCGAGUCACCCAGCACGACGUGGCACGCGUGGAGCUGCUCAUGACGAAAGUGAAGAUGGAGGUCCUAUCCGGCAGGCUACUGGAGCUUCAGGGCGAGCGCCAUUUGGGAGCCAUCCCGGCGGCAGAAUGCUGCUUAGCAGUAGCCGCAAGGAACCUGCCUGUGCCAACUCCGAGCGCCGUGUAUGCACGCAUGAUGCUUUUCAACAUGCUGCAGCAGAAUCCAAGCUUGGUGCCGCUGAAGCGCACGGAGGACACCGCUGAAGCAAUGGAAGCAACCGGCGGAGCCGAAGAGGAGGAGUUGGAUCCGAGCGAGAUGCUGCUUCUGGAAGCUGCAGGGUCGAUCAUCAUCUCGCCCAUCGCCAAGCAGUUGCAGAAAUCGGGGAGCAAGAAGGGCGAAAGGAAGAUGACGUUUCAUGAGAUGCGGACUAUGCUGGCAGAUAUGGUUGCGGAAUGCCUCAGCGAUGUGGAGAAGCUUCUGGAGGUACAGGGGGUGCAGCGAGCACACCUGCACCCACGCAACGUGAACAGCUUCUGCGACUUUGGCCCGGACAAUUGCGGCGAGGAGGCAUUUAAGCCACCACCGGAUCCGCCGUUGCUCCCAGAGAUCAAACCACGCUUCCGCGAGCUGUCUCACAACGACUCGCGAGAGCCGCCCAAUAUCUACUUGCAGCUGAUGCCACUCCGGCUGCAUUGCCAGCUGGUUUUGGCCUCCCUUCGCUUGGAGUUGGGCGAGAUGCAGGAGGCCUUCCAGUUGUUGCAGGAUGCAGAACUCUGUAUGACAAGGUGCGUCUAUCUGGUGCCGUGGAACUAUGUGCAGUUCUGCAAGCUGAAGCUGAGGUGGAGGAAGCUGACGUAUCGCCUGGGUUUGGCGACAACGUCCUGUCCACUGGAUGCUCCAAACGCAGUUCUGUAUCGCGACCCAAAGACGAUUGCGACCGGCAUUUGUCCAGCAACGGACUCCCCUCUUUACCGGACGUUCAUGGAGAGGGUCAAAGCGCCUCAGACUGUGGUUCUCUCAGAGUGGGUGCCUCCCUACGAGCGGCAGCCAGAGGAGGGCCUUCAAAUGUACAUGCAGGAGUUCAUGGGCGUGGCAAAGUUGGUGCUGAAGGAAGGUGGCAACGAUCUUCAACAGCUCUUGGAGCUUUUGGAUGAGGGCCUGGAGGAGGUCUUGCGAGUAGAGGCGCAGCUACUACGGGAGCCCGAGCGGACGCCGGACUACCGGCGCAUUUACCCCUUCUUUUCAUGCUUCUCUUCCAUUGCAAGAAGUCGCAAGGCUUUGCUUUUCCCAGGCAAGGACGCUCCGAAGGGAGCCGCCGGACCUCCGCCCGUGGAUCUGGAGAAGCUGCCCUUGAGAAUCGGGCUGGACCUACAGCGACAUCUGCAGCGCCAGGCAGCAGAGGGCGCAGUGGCAUACGGCAGUGCCGCUUUGGAAGCUGCCAAGAAACAGAUUCUGUACAGAUCCUUGAUCAGGCACACCAUGGCCUUGCGCCGCGAGUGCGACCUGUUCGGGGGCUUGUUCAUGGACAUGAGACUCCUCACCGACCAGCUGCAUAUAGCACUUUCGCAGUGCUGUGAGGCGUAUUUCAAAGCACGGGUGUUAGACGAGAGCACCUUGCAGCUGCUGGAGUCUCCAUCAGAGGUCCCUGUUGGUGGCACAAUUUUUGUGCGCUGGUCGCAGCCAGAGCUCCAGGCGACGGCUGCUGCUGGCGAGCCAUCGCAGUCAGGGCCGCCCCCCUCUGAGUGUUUGUCUCUGCUUGCCUUUGCUUGCGCCUUCGACGCAGAAGGAAGUGAACCUGCCAACAGUCAACCACUAGUGGCACGUUCGAAGACCGUGCAUUUGGCGACGGUGCAGCAGCUGUGUGACCGGCUUGCGCAAGACCUGGAGCACUGCAGGCCAGCGGUGGCUGUCGCCUCGAAGUACCUGGAGCACCAGCUCCGCGAGGUCGCCCGCGUUCUGCGCGGUCAAGUUGCGACCGAUCCCGAAGAAGCCGAUGCAAGGCUGGAUGAUUCGCUGCAAGAGCUGCUCAAGGAGAUGGCGGCAGAGGGGGAGCCCGAGGGGCAAGUCCCAGCCUUGCUGAAGUCCGAGCCAGUGCAGGCGAUCCUUGAGGUCAUGAUCCAGCUGCUGGAUGCAAAUGCAGGCGCCGCCCAGGUGACGCAUCUCAGCUUGGCACGCUUCCUGAGGGCAACUUUGAAUUCCGGCGAUUUGUUUUCAGCCAAGUAG
This is a messenger RNA of Symbiodinium sp. CCMP2456, 5982 nucleotides long. NCBI's taxonomy places the organism in Eukaryota, Dinophyceae, Suessiales, Symbiodiniaceae. The record is from the annotation of a GenBank genome assembly.